CCGGCACGCGCGGACGCCUUGCACGAUACCCUCGAUCACCGCCGCUGUGCUAAAACGAGACACAGGAUACCCCUUACCUCGACAACAGAACGAGACACAACACCGACGUCCGAUUUCAACAGGUGGAUUGCUAAACGAGGAACAUGUGCUACUUCAGUAUAAUAGUGAUAAUCUUCGAUUGUUACAUAUUGUGAAGUGGUUGUGAAUACGAUAUCGAAAUGCGACGUACAGUGACGCCCCCUGUGCUAUUUAUCCUCGUCUGUGGACUUGUUUUAGUAUCAGGGAUGGCGGAGGUGUGGGUAGAACUGCGUGCGCCACGGUUCGUGGUGCACAAGCACAGUGCGGUGCUGCGCUGUGAACACAACGUCGACCCGGAGGCACUGUAUAAGGUGGUGUUCUUCAAGAACGGGCAGCGUAUCAUGAAAUACGUAAGAGAGCGAGACCCGCCCUACGAAAUUUACAACUUUACGGGGGCUCAAAUUAAUUUAUCCAAGUUGUCGCCCACAUCACUCACCUUAGAAACUCUGGACUUCACAGCGUCCGGCCCCUACGCGUGUGAAAUCGCACUUGAAACCCCACUCUACUCCAAAGUGUCUAAAAUACACGAACUAAAUGUUAUUGUGAAACAGAGGUACCGUCCUAAGAUAAAAAUAAAACAUAAAAAGCUGUUAUCGAGCGAACACUUGGAAGCGACGUGUCAGAGUGCUGGUGCGCACCCUGCACCACACCUCACCUGGUUCAUCAACAAUGUAAAGGUGGAUGAAAGGCUGACGGUCCCGUACGGCACAGUGAAGUUGCAGCGGCAUUCCCACCAUGGCAUACAGCUGUCGAUGACCAACUCCUCGCUCCACUUCCCCCUGACCACGCUACAGCUUGCCCCCAACCAGACGGUGGAGAUCACCUGCCUCAGUACUAUACCCAGCUACGCGAAUGACGGCGAAGGUUACGCCGACGUCCAGAAUCAUACCGUCACGGUGAACGUGAUCGGCAUUGAGCCUGCCCCAACGCAACUUCCCGUCAAAAUCAUUAGUUCGGAGCUCAAUUUUUCGACUCGUUGUGAACUAAACCGUAUAUUAAUCGCUAUAUUGUUACUGGCCUGUCAUUUUGGAAGGGUCAUCCUGUAGACGACCUUAAUUCAAUAUAUCUGGAUAAUGAUUGUCCUUCUUUUUAUUAUACAGUUCAUCUGAAAAGUUAUUUUUGUGUAAAUCUGAAGUAUAUUGCGUGGUUACUAUCAGUUGAUUUGUGAUAUUGUUAGUAACAAAGCAACGUACUUGUAUUGUACAGGAUUAAAAUUUUAAUUGUUUUACUACAUGUUGUUUACCCUUCCAAAUUGUAAUUAAAGGAUUGUGGUGAUUUGACUAUAGUAAAUGUGGUUAAGGAAUUGGUUAUAUUUUCUAAAAUCCAUUUCAUUCUUUUAUUCUUAGAUUUAAAAAAAUGUUUUAAAAUUAAUUCGGUUUUGUCUCGAUUGCUGUAGUCUAUUUGAAUAUUAAUUCUAUAGAUGAUGUUUCAGUUUGAUAGAAUAUUUAUAUUCCUAGAAUUUAAAAUUAAAGAGAAAAUUGGACUAUGAAAAAGGUGAUUGGGGUAAUUCAAAAUUACAUUUGAAAUUUAAUUUUCUUACGUCAAUUUAAUAACCUAAUCUUUGAAAGAUUGGUAACUGAAGUUUGGAGUAAAUAUUAUAUUCCAAGAAAUAUGAU
Messenger RNA from Pectinophora gossypiella (pink bollworm), 1694 nucleotides. RefSeq lists its product as uncharacterized. The record is from RefSeq and is a predicted model, not a curated record. NCBI's taxonomy places the organism in Eukaryota, Metazoa, Arthropoda, Insecta, Lepidoptera, Gelechiidae. The transcript has 8 exons. Bases 219 to 1124 code for a protein of 301 amino acids.